Molecule: messenger RNA, 3078 nt
Organism: Stegastes partitus (bicolor damselfish)
Lineage: Eukaryota; Metazoa; Chordata; Actinopteri; Pomacentridae
Gene: fam114a2
Product: family with sequence similarity 114 member A2
Exons: 14
Coding region: 232-1719 (495 amino acids)
Source: RefSeq, a predicted model, not a curated record
GGCUAAUCCAGGCGGACAAAAAGAGGCAGAAAAACCUGAAUCACUUUAACAGUUUCCUGGAAAAUUUACAUCGUUUAACGUGAAGACACGCAAAGUACCGACGAGAAUCAAAAGGAGCGUUCUGGUUGUUUACCCCGGGAGGGGAAGCUGCUAGCAUACUGAGGUAACAGCUAGCGUCAGGACUUUGACAGCUGAGCAGGAGUAAAGGCAUGUUUGGAGACGUUUGAUAAGAUGUCAGACAGCGAAGCUUCUCGUACGGCAGCUGAGGGCUCGGAGGCUCCAGAGGAUCAGGAUGCUUCUCCCGCCGGAACGCCUGACGGCUCCUCGCCGACCGCACCCGACAACUCGACCGACGUGGCCCCGACGAGGAAAGCCAGGAGGAGACCUGAAGCCAAACCUGCAGCCCCCGUUGAAGACACACCGAAAGUGGAGGAGCAGCCGGCAAAGACUCUCGCUGAGUCGACAGUGUCUCAGGGCGGUUGGGGAUACUGGGGCAGUUGGGGCAAAUCCAUCCUAUCCACAGCAACGGCUACUGUGACCACAGUAGGCCAAGGGCUCACUCAGGUGAUCGAGAAGGCUGAGACGUCUCUGGGAAUCCCGAGUCCGACCGAGCUGUCUGCUCAGGUGGAGGAGGAGGAGAAGGAGCAGGAUUCUCCUGCUGGAGGCGACGGCAGCGAUGAGGCGGUCAAAGCAGACGUCGACGGACCGUCGGCGGUGGGAAGCGCGAUGGGAAUGUUGUCGUCGCUCACCAGCGUUGUCCAGAACACGGGUAAGACGGUGAUAACAGGCGGCCUGGAUGCUCUGGAGUUCAUCGGGAAGAAGACGAUGGACGUGAUCGCAGAAGGCGAUCCGGGCUUUAAGAAGACCAAAGGGCUGAUGAACAGGAACGCCACUCUGUCUCAGGUGUUGCGGGAGGCGAAGGAGCGAGAGGAGCUGCAGACGGCGGAGACAGAGUCGACGGAUUCGGAGAAGAAGGUGGUCGCUCACUACGGGAUGCUGUUUGAUGAAUUCCAGGGGCUGUCGCACCUCGAAGCUCUGGAGAUUCUGUCUCGAGAGAGCGAGUCGAAGGUGAAGUCGGUGCUGAGCACUCUGUCGGGAGAUGAGCUGGUUCGGCUCAGAGAAGAGCUCGACGGCAUCAAGGACUCGUUCUCCUUGGUGGAGUUCGAUGACGAGGAAGUCGACGAGAAGAAAGAUGAGGACGGCUCGGAGUUUGAGAAGGAGUUAACGGAAGCCAUGGAGGGUCUCAGUGUCUCACCUGACAAGCUCAGCAAGGCCUGUAAGAGCGCCUGCAGCCAGAUCACUGGUAUGACCAAACCAGAGCCAAGCGACGAAGAGGAGGACGAGACAAAAGAAGUCUCUGUGGAGGAGGUCCACGCUGCGGCUAUCAGGAGUCUGGCCGAGCUGACGGCGCGAUCCAUCGAGCUUUUCCACAAACUGGCCGAGAUGAUCCUGUUCUCCAACGGCAGCACCGAGGCCAGCGUCCUGUCACAGUUGACUGUGAUCCUGUGUAAAGAACUCUCUCUGCUCUCCAAGAAGUUCACCUCCUGCCUAACAACAGCAGGGUCCAACGAGAAGCGAGACGUCCUGAACCCGCUGAUUACAGGAGUCUUUCUAGAGGCGUCCAACAGUGCAUCUUACAUCCAGGAUGCCUUCCAGCUCCUCAUGCCCAUCCUGGAGAUUUCUCACAUCCAGAGGAGAGCCGAGUCCAGCGAGCAGUGACGUCUCUUUCGUCCUGCAUCGCCACCAUGACACCCAGACUCAAAAACAACAUCAUCACAUCAGCUUUUUUUCAGGCAAAAGUCAUCCUGGGAGGAGAAGUGUGUUCUUGUCGAACAGUGUUAACUUUCUGCUGGUUUAUUUGUGAAGAUGAACUCCAGCAGAAGAAGGUCUGGAUCUGCCACCUCUUGUCUAAGGGAUAUUACAGAAGGAGCAACUUGUCAUUGUUAUUUCAACAAGUGCACUACUUUUUUUUUUUUUUUUUUUUUUUGACAGCAUUCAUGUGCUUCACUUCAAAAUUUCAAAUCUGCCUCAAAGAACAUUCAGCCCAGAAGAAAGUCAUACGAUGUGAAACAUUGGUGGUAAUUUGUUUAUUAGUGGCUUAAGAAAACAUAUUGAAAGAUAUAUUAACGAGAUAUUCUCUCUUUACUGCUUAGAUGUUUGGUUCUCUCCUCAUAUCGUUUUUAAAUGCCGUCAUUCAACUUAUCUGUGGUUCUUUAAACUUUCUGUCGUCUUUGUAGCUACGAUAAACUACAAUAAUCUGAGAAAACUGGGUCCUAGCUCCCCCUAAAAGCCUUCAAUUAAUUCUCAAAAUCUCCAAAAGAUUAUAGUUUGUUUGAUUUUCCAUAAUCUUCAAAUUAUGAGCAGACUGGCUGUUGUUAGCGUAACGUGAUGUACAUGUACAGCCAGCUGCUUGAAGAUGAACAACAAUUCAUUUUUAGUGGAUUUGUACAUCAGUAUCAGUUAAAAAUAUAUAUUUUCUAUUGUUUUCGGAGCCCAACAUAACUCAAAAUACGUGCUUUCUGUCUUUAGACGACCUCUGGAACCAGAUUGAAUUCAGAUUUUAGGCUCGACCUGAUGACUUCUACAGUCACACAGCUUGAAUAUUUAACCUUUAGGCCUCGGCAUUAAGAAAAAUCUGCAUUUUAAAAAUCAAUAUAAAGAGUUUUCAAUGUUGUCUUAAUAGUUCCAAUGAUGCUGCAUUUUCAAAAAGCUGUUUCCCUUCUGUUCAAGUCAAAUAAAUACAAAGCAAUGGAUGCAGCGGCCGUAGUACGUAGGAAGUACUGACCGAACCACAAGCUUCAUCCUGUUGUUCUGUUUCCAACCUUCAUCCUUCCCAGUCCCUGGAUUUAACUGACAAAAGUUGUACAUUUCAGUAUUUUAAGCCAUUUACUGUCAUCUAAUCUAACUUCAGGUGUUUAUGUGACGAAGCAGCUUCUCUCUGCCAUGAAGACGGUGAAAUACUAACAGCUGUGUGUUGUGGACAUGUGAAGGCAUGUGAAAGCAAUAUAUACAAAUAUACUGUACCGUAUGUCAGGUGUUUCAGGUGGUUUUCAAAUAAACGUGUUUUCGUAGAGCUGU